AUGGCUGGCAAGGAAGAUGUGGAGCAUGCCCGUCGCUACGAAGCUCCUUAUAGCGAAAGACACCCAAUCCCUACUAUCUCGAAAUAUCGAGAGGAAAAGGAGGCCAGACAGCAAAAUGCACUGAGGAACAAUGCAGAAACCCCUGACCAGCGUCCUUCUCAGACCAAAGAAGGGGAAGCUUGGGAUCACCAUGGCGAAGCAGAAGAUUCUCGGUCUGAGAGCGAGGCCCCGAUCCAGGACACAUCACAAGUUGAUCCUGCCGCAUUCAAUCCACGAAAACAUAAAAAGGAUUCCAAGAAAGAAAGAGCUGAACGCGAGGUCACUGAUCCCGUAACUCAUCUCCCUGUGAAGAUUCACGACUUCACCGACAAUGCUCUCAAAGAAUUGGACGUGAACGAGGAUCCAUUUGAACAGGCGAAAAGAACACUGAGUGGCAUUGAUGAGAAGAACAAGUCUGACGCCGAACUACGCAAGGAGCAAGACCGUUCACAAGGGAGACACGAUGCGUUGAUGAACCAGUUCCCGCCACCCGACCUUGACUUCUUACGCAAGGAAGUCCAUGCUGCAAGCACACGCGGAUUUUUAAUUUCUCUAACCGGUGCAUGUGGCAUCUUGGUUGCAACCUGCGUGAUUCGCGAAGUAUUACUUACCGAUGCGCAACAAGAUGGAGGAUGGGUAGCUGCUGCUCAACGACUAUUACCAUGGCUUGCUCUGAUUAUAGCAAGCGCAGGAGCAUUUUGUGUCUUUAUUUUCGGCGUCAGGGACUGGACUACUAAAAAGGUCGAUAACGCCAUCCAAGACGAGAUCUGGCGCUCACAGCGCCGGCAGAUGAAACACGAGACCAGGAAAUAUGAAAGAGAGACUACUUUGUGGCUCAAUUCCUUGCUGAGCUCAGUGUGGCCGCUCAUCAACCCGGACCUCUUUACCAGCCUGGCAGAUACGUUAGAAGACGUCAUGCAGGCUUCGUUGCCCAAAUUGAUUCGUAUGGUCAGCGUGGAAGAUAUUGGCCAAGGCAGUGAGUCGCUGCGCAUCCUCGGCGUCCGGUGGCUGCCUACCGGAGCAGCUGCACAAGCUGUUACGGAAGAUGGGAAGAUCAUCUCCCAUAAGGAUGAUGAGAGCCGCAACAGUACGGAUCCGGACGGAGGUGAAGAGCCUGAUAAUCAAACCGACAAGUCAGCUUCUCGGGGUAUGGCAGCAGAGGAAGGCGACUUCAUCAACUUGGAGGUUGCGUUCGCAUACAGGACACGGUCGACCAGCAAAUCCUUCAAGGAGCGAAGCAAAGACAUGCACCUCUACUUGGCCUUUUAUCUGCCCGGAAACUUGAAGAUCCCCGUUUGGGUUGAUCUGCAGGGGGCAGUUGGUACCAUGAGGCUGCGCCUACAGCUGACGCCUGACCCCCCGUUUUUUGACCUCUGUACUCUAACACUACUGGGCCAGCCAAAAGUGGAUUUGAGUUGUGUGCCUCUGAACAAACAUGCACUGAAUAUUAUGGACGUGCCGUUCAUUAGCAAUUUUGUUCAGUCGGCUGUUGACGCAGCUAUGGCGCAGUAUGUCGCCCCCAAGAGUCUCACGCUGGAUCUCAAAGAUAUGCUUGCCGGUGAUGAUUUCAAAAAGGACACCUACGCAAAGGGUGUUCUUAUGAUAAACAUCAAGCGUGGUUAUGAUUUCAAAAUGGGAGACUCAGGCAUACCCCUCAUCAAAGACUCUGGGUCAGAUCCAUAUGUGUCUGUUGGAUGGGCAAAAUUUGGCAAAGUACUCUGGAGCACGCGCAUUUUACUGGCUGAAAUGGAACCAUAUUGGGACGAGACUUGCUUUGUGUUGGUCACCCCUGAAGAACUGAACAUCAAUGAAAGACUACGCAUUCAGCUUUGGGACUCUGAUCGGUUCACGGCAGAUGACGAUCUAGGACGAAUCGAGGUUGAUCUUAAGGAGCUGAUGCAAAAUGAAAACUCAAAUGGACGAAUGUGGCAGCGAACAGAUGGCUUUAAAGCGCUGAAAUUUGGCGAUAAUAUGCCCGGAAAACUCGAGUGGAGUGUAGGGUAUUUCUCAAAAGCAAGGAUCCAGAAAUGUCAAUUCGACCAACAGACUCACGACCCAGAGGUUAGAUCAAUGGAUCAGCUUAAAGAAAAGGUCAGCAACAGCUGCGAGCGGAAACUCCGAGAAGCCAUGCUCAAACACGCAUCGUCCGAUCGUGAUGAGAGCGAGAUGGAGCAGCAGAAGAUGCAAGAAAUGAAAGCAGAACAAGAUGCGAUGAUCAUAUCAGCGCCACCGCCAGACGGAUAUCCAAGUGGUAUCUUUAGCCUGCAGAUUCACAACAUCACUGGACUUGAAGUUCCUCACCUUAGCAAAAGUUUGAAGGAUAAGGAUGGCAAUGCGAGCGAUGAGGAAACUGGCGAGGGCCUUCCCAGCGCCUACUGCACCGUAAUUGUUAACCAUAAGAAAACUUAUAAAACGCGGACCAAGCCCCAAAAUACGAAGCCAUUUUUCAACGCGAUUUGCGAGCGCUUUAUUCGGGACUGGAGGUCCUGCGAAGUCUAUGUCUCCGUAAGGGACGCCAGGUUGCACGAAGACGAUCCGCUAUUGGGCAUCGUGCAUCUGCCUCUCAGCGAAGUAUUCAAGGAUCGCUCGCAAAGAAAUGGAUUCUGGCCCAUAUCUGGAGGCAUCGGGUAUGGAAAGAUCCGACUGUCCAUGGUUUGGCGCAGCGUCCAGCUUCAGGCGCCACGCAACCUCGUUGGAUGGCAAUAUGGCACAGUGAAUGUGCAGCCUGUUGCGACGAGCUUAGAUUGCCCCCAAGAUUUGAGAUAUGCGAAGCUGAAACUGAAAACCGACAUCAGCAGCGGCAAAAUGUAUUCUCGUGGGUCUGGGGAGGCGACAUGGGUGACGAGUAAAGAACGACCACUCAAUCUCGCUGUACAAAAAAGAUACAGUGGCUGCUUGUCCAUUGCUUUCAAAGAUAAAAAGGUGCUAGGAGAUAAAGUGUCUGCUUUUAGUGUGUGUUGGCUGAAAGACAUUCCGGAUGAAGAGGAGUUGACACUUGAUCUCCCAAUCUGGAAAGGCAAUUUCAAGAGAGCGACAUCAUGCUGUUUGGAACAAUGCGGUGAAAAGAUUGGGACUCUCAGUAUUAAAAUCACAUUUUGGCAGGGGAUGGGUGCUGCACAUUCCGAAUGGGCGAAUAACAGCGAGCAUAUACGGGAUGUUGUUGAAGUAAUUGAUGCUGCAAGAGAUAAUCUCAGGGAUGAUGAGAUGGAAAGAGCCGCAGGAAUUGUCGACGAGGAGAUAUCGAGCGACAGCGAUAGCUCUGAUGAGCAUGAAUAUAUACCAGAUGGUAGCGCGGACCAUAAGCAAGGCCCCUUGGACCAGCUACGAGAUUAUAAACGGAGAGAUAAAUCCCUACACAGACAACAUCGGGGCCUUAUGCAAUGGAAGUCGGACAACUAUCCCGGCGAUUUUUGUGACCCCCGAGCCAAACCGAAUGGUUCAGGUUGA
Molecule: messenger RNA, 3486 nt
Organism: Trichoderma virens Gv29-8
Lineage: Eukaryota; Fungi; Ascomycota; Sordariomycetes; Hypocreales; Hypocreaceae
Exons: 4
Coding region: 1-3486 (1161 amino acids)
Molecular function (GO): lipid binding
Source: RefSeq, a predicted model, not a curated record